Messenger RNA from Cornus florida, 612 nucleotides. RefSeq lists its product as uncharacterized. The record is from RefSeq and is a predicted model, not a curated record. The coding region runs from base 1 to 612 and encodes 203 amino acids. The transcript has a single exon. Lineage: Eukaryota; Viridiplantae; Streptophyta; Magnoliopsida; Cornales; Cornaceae.
AUGAAUAAAAUAGCUAAUGAUUUAGCACAGACUGCUUCAGGAGUCAGGGUGCCGAGUGGUAUGAAGGAAAGGAUAGUGAGGAUUACACGUCGAUCUCUUCCAUCGGCUGAAAUAAGAAAUCAAGUUAUGGAAGAAGUCUUUGCCACUGAUGUUGCCGAGUUGGAUGAUGAUGAUUGGCGAAUCCCUUACAUCUUGUUCUUGCAACAUCCAACUCCAGAAACCGACCGAAGAAUAAAAAGAAGUGCAGUUGAUUAUGUGCAUAUGGAUGGAGAUCUUUAUAGAAGAUCGGCUGAUGAUGGUUUGUUGUUUCAGUGCAUUAAUAAGUUUGAGGGUUUGAAGAUUAUGGCCAAGGUACAUGAAGGGAUAUGUGGAGCUCACCAAGCCAGCAUAAAGAUGAGAUGGUUGAUACGCCGAUAUGGAUAUUAUUGGCCUGGAAUGAGAAAAGAUUGUAUGACUUAUGCAAAAGGUUGUAUAGACUGUCAAAAGCAUGACCCAAUGCAGUGGGUUCCAGCAAUAGAAAUGCAAUUAUUAGUUAAACCAUGGCCUUUCAGAGGUUGGGCCAUGGAUCUAAUCGGUAAGAUUAAUCCUCCUUCAUCAAAAGGUCAUCAUUAG